This is a messenger RNA of Manduca sexta (tobacco hornworm), 489 nucleotides long. Its product is annotated as transcription elongation factor SPT4-like. Lineage: Eukaryota; Metazoa; Arthropoda; Insecta; Lepidoptera; Sphingidae. Gene Ontology annotation, biological process: mRNA processing; chromatin organization; regulation of transcription elongation by RNA polymerase II. Bases 162 to 401 code for a protein of 79 amino acids. Gene Ontology annotation, molecular function: RNA polymerase II complex binding; zinc ion binding. Gene Ontology annotation, cellular component: nucleus; DSIF complex. The record is from RefSeq and is a predicted model, not a curated record. The transcript is spliced from 3 exons.
UGUCAUUUGUCAUUCAAUUGUCAUGAUUGUCAUUAAACGUGAGUUGUGCUCAGUCUUCAGAUAUUAUUUAAACAAAAUCGAAGAAAACAUUUGGUUAAUACUAUUAUUUUGUCUCAGGAGAGUCCAUAUUAAAUUCGUGUGACUUUAAAAAUAUAUUGAUCAUGUCACUAGACACCGUGCCAAAAGAUCUGAGAGGUUUGCGAGCGUGCUUAGUUUGCUCACUAAUAAAAACUUUCGAUCAGUUCGAAUAUGAUGGAUGUGAUAAUUGCGAUGAAUUCUUACGCAUGAAAAACAAUAAAGACAAUGUUUACGACUGCACUAGCAACAAUUUUGAUGGAAUGAUUGCAGUAAUGAGCCCAGAAGACAGUUGGGUAUGCAAAUGGCAACGCAUAAGUAAGUAAUCCAAGUACAAAAAUCAGCCUGUUAUUUACUUUAAUGGUAAUCAGCCACAAAGCUCCAUUGAUAGUAACUUAUCGCCUUUGGCUGUUA